Molecule: messenger RNA, 351 nt
Organism: Striga hermonthica
Lineage: Eukaryota; Viridiplantae; Streptophyta; Magnoliopsida; Lamiales; Orobanchaceae
Source: the annotation of a GenBank genome assembly
UUAAAAAUUUCACUGGAUUGGCUUGGUGGGGAUAGAAUGGAAUACCGGCGUUUAGCUGCGGUUUUAAUUUUAAAAGAAAUGGCUGAGAAUGCUUCAACAGUUUUCAAUGUGCAUGUUCCUGAGUUUGUGGAAGCUAUUUGGGUUGCUCUGAGAGAUCCAAAGUUGAAUAUUCGGGAGAGAGCUGUGGAGGCAUUGCGUGCCUGCCUUUGGGUCAUUGAGAAGCGUGAAACUCGAUGGCGUGUGCAGUGGUAUUAUCGUAUGUUUGAGGCUACACAAGAUGGUUUGGGAAGAAAUGCUCCUAUACAUUGCAUACAUGGUUCGCUGCUUGCAGUUGGAGAACUGCUGAGGUGG